UAGGACAAGAAAUUGAAUUCAAUUCAAACUAGGACCAUCUUCUCCGUCGCUCCCACCUCUCUUUCCUCCUCCGCCACCGAUCUUCUUCCUUGUCUUCAACAAGACGAAACAUUUCCAGUUUCUACUACUCAGUCAUUCAGUCACCAACUCGGUGAGUGGACUCAACUCAAUCAAUGGCGUCUUCCUCGCGAGCAAGGAGCAGCUCGCCAUUUUCACACCGAAAACCCUCGACUCCUUACUCUUCCACUUCUUCCUCUUCCUCCUUCAUCACCGGAGGAAGGUUAAUGCCUCGCUCCAGCACUUCCUCGACAUCGUCGUUUUUCAACCCCGGAGGCCGAUCCACCACUCCGAGUCGCGGUCGCAGCGAGUCAACGUAUCACGGUUCGCGCGGUUACGCUGAACAUUCUCCAGUCGCGUUCGCGGCGGAGGAGCUGAUUUCGGAGCCUCUGGAUGCUUCCAGGUCCGGGGAUAGCAUUUCGGUGACGAUUCGGUUUCGGCCAUUGAGUGAGAGGGAGUAUCAGAGAGGGGACGAGAUUGCGUGGUAUGCUGAUGGUGAUAAAAUUGUCAGAAAUGAGUAUAAUCCAGCUACUGCUUAUGCAUUUGAUAAAGUUUUUGGACCACAUACCAUUUCAGAAGAGGUGUAUGAAGUCGCAGCUAAACCUGUGGUGAAGGCUGCUAUGGAGGGCAUCAAUGGAACGGUGUUUGCCUAUGGUGUGACGAGUAGUGGUAAGACGCAUACUAUGCAUGGAGAUCAAAAUUCUCCUGGUAUCAUACCAUUGGCUAUAAAGGAUGUUUUCAGCAUGAUCCAAGAUACUCCAGGAAGAGAAUUCCUGCUCCGGGUGUCAUAUCUAGAAAUAUAUAACGAGGUGAUAAAUGAUUUGCUUGACCCAACUGGUCAAAACUUGCGAGUUAGAGAAGAUGCACAGGGAACUUAUGUGGAGGGUAUGAAGGAAGAAGUUGUUUUAUCUCCUGGACAUGCACUUUCUUUUAUUGCUGCUGGAGAAGAACAUCGUCAUGUUGGAUCGAACAAUUUUAAUCUAUUUAGCAGCCGGAGUCACACAAUAUUUACACUGAUGAUAGAAAGCAGUGCCCAUGGUGAUGAUUAUGAUGGAGUGAUCUUCUCUCAGCUUGUAUGUAAAAACUAUUUAUUACAUCAAUUAUUUUUUUUCCAUGUUUAUACAUAUUGGAUGAAGAUUUUAUUAUUUCCUUGUUUCUUCUUUCAGAACUUGAUUGAUUUGGCUGGAUCUGAAAGCUCAAAAACCGAAACAACUGGAUUAAGAAGAAAAGAAGGAUCUUACAUCAACAAAAGUCUUCUGACACUUGGAACUGUUAUAGGAAAACUGAGCGAGGGAAAGGCAUCUCAUGUUCCAUAUCGAGAUUCAAAGCUAACCCGCCUCCUGCAAUCUUCUCUUAGUGGGCAUGGCCAUGUUUCACUUAUAUGCACAGUAACUCCAGCAUCCAGUAAUAUGGAGGAAACUCAUAAUACCUUGAAGUUUGCUAGCAGGGCAAAAAGAGUAGAAAUAUAUGCAUCACGUAAUAAGAUUAUUGAUGAAAAGUCUCUGAUCAAGAAAUACCAAAGAGAAAUUUCUGUCCUCAAACUUGAACUUGAUCAACUAAAAAAGGGGAUUCUUGUUGGUGUCAAUCAUGAGGAGAUUUUGACCUUAAAGCAGAAGUUGGAAGAAGGUCAAGUAAAAUUGCAAUCAAGAUUGGAAGAGGAGGAGGAUGCCAAGGCUGCUCUUUUGAGUAGGAUCCAGAGGCUAACCAAACUCAUUCUGGUUUCCUCGAAGAAUGCAAUUCCUGGAUAUCUGACUGACAUUCCUAGCCACCAGCGAAGUCUCUCGGUUGGUGAGGAAGAUAAAAUUGAUUCCUUGCGUGAAGGUCUGUUGAUUGAAAAUGGGAGCCAAAAAGAUGCUUCUGCAGGGUCAUCACAUGUAUUUCAUGAUGCUAGACAUAAAAGAUCAUCAGGUAGAUGGAAUGACGAGUUUUCCCCUACUAGCAGUACAAUUACUGAAGCAACCCAAGCUGGGGAACUGAUCAGCAGAACAAAACUGGCAGCGGGUGGGAUGACAAUGUCUGAUCAGAUGGAUCUUCUUGUUGAGCAAGUCAAGAUGCUAGCUGGAGAUAUUGCUUUCAGUACCAGCACUCUGAAGCGUCUGACAGAGCAGUCUGUAAAUGAUCCUGAAGGCUCAAAAACCCAGAUUGAGAACUUAGAACGUGAGAUCCAAGAAAAAAGGAAGCAAUUGGAAAUGUUAGAACAACGAAUAAAUGAGACUGGUGAAUCUUCAUUGGCAAAUUCAUCACUAGUUGAAAUGCAGCAGACUGUCUCAAGAUUGAUGACUCAGUGUAAUGAAAAAGCCUUUGAGCUGGAGAUAAAAUCUGCUGACAAUCGUGUCCUUGAGGAACAGCUAAAUGAUAAGUGUUCUGAAAACAGAGAGUUGCAAGAAAAGGUGAAGCUGCUAGAGCAGCAACUGGCAGCAGUUACUAGUGGCACAUCUUUAUUGUCUACUUCACAGUGUGCAUCCGAUGAACACAUUGACGAGUUGAAAAAGAAAAUACAAUCCCAGGAAAUUGAAAAUGAAAAUCUGAAGCUGGAACAAGUUUACUUGUCAGAAGAGAAUAGUGGGUUGCGUGUGCAGAAUCAGAAACUUUCUGAAGAAGCUUCUUAUGCUAAAGAAUUAGCCUCUGCUGCUGCUGUGGAGCUAAAGAAUUUGGCUGGGGAAGUGACAAAGCUUUCAUUGCAGAAUGCAAAGUUGGAAAAAGAAUUGAUGGCGGCCCGAGACCUGGCCAACUCUCGUAGUGCUGCAGUGCUAACGGCUAAUGGUGUCAACCGUAAGUACAAUGACACAAGAUCCGGGAGGAAGGGGAGGGUUUCUUGUCGUGCUAAUGAAAUUUCGGGAGCUGGUCUGGAUGACUUUGGGUCAUGGAGUCUUGACGCUGAGGAUUUGAAGAUGGAGCUUCAGGCUAGGAAACAACGAGAGGCAGCUCUUGAGGCUGCAUUAUCUGAGAAAGAAUAUGUGGAAGAGGAGUACAGGAAAAAGGCUGAAGAGGCCAAGAAAAGAGAAGAAGCAUUGGAGAAUGAUUUAGCAAAUAUGUGGGUCCUUGUUGCGAAGUUAAAAAAAGGAGGUGCUGUCCCAGAAUCAAAUAUUGACAAAAAAUAUGAUGGUGCAGAAAAUAUAAAUGAUCGAAAAACUAAUGGCAUUGAAAGUAAUAAUGUUCCCAAGGAGCAGCUUUUGGAUGUAUCAAAGCCAGAUGAUGGAAUUCCUAAGGAAGAACCCUUGGUUGUUCGCCUCAAGGCACGCAUGCAAGAGAUGAAGGAAAAAGAACUCAAGUACAUUGGGAAUGGCGAUGCCAAUUCCCAUGUUUGUAAAGUAUGCUUUGAAUCACCAACUGCAGCUAUUCUUCUUCCAUGCCGACAUUUUUGUUUGUGUAAAUCGUGCUCACUUGCUUGUUCUGAGUGCCCAAUAUGCCGCACAAAUAUUACAGAUAGGCUUUUUGCUUUUACAUCUUGACCCUAUUGACAGAGGGCUCUAUCCCAUUGAGUUAAUACAUUCCAUGCCAUUACGGGUCCAAUUCUUUCAUUAGUUUGCCUGUAUGUAAAACCAUUUAAAAGGUAUAUCAAUAUCUUCUUUCUUUUAUACCGCCCCUGGGGAACUGUAUAAUAGUGCGAGACAAAGGGGUGCGGAGAAAGAAUGUAAAAAGGGGAAGGGUGUAAACAGCACUCCCAAGUACAUAUGAUGUAUGUUUGUUCUACGUAAUAGAGUAUACUUUUCUUGUGAAAAAUACUAAAUGUUACGAUAAGGAACACAAGGAAUGGUAAUGAUUUCCCACCUC
Messenger RNA from Lotus japonicus, 3831 nucleotides. RefSeq names its product kinesin-like protein KIN-7D, mitochondrial. Gene Ontology annotation, biological process: microtubule-based movement. The coding region runs from base 174 to 3509 and encodes 1111 amino acids. Lineage: Eukaryota; Viridiplantae; Streptophyta; Magnoliopsida; Fabales; Fabaceae. The record is from RefSeq and is a predicted model, not a curated record. Gene Ontology annotation, molecular function: microtubule motor activity; ATP binding; microtubule binding. The transcript has 25 exons.